UGGUCUCCAGCAUCUGCAGUCCUCACUUUGUCCUAGUUCUCAGAAACAGCAAUGUGUCAGUGUCAGAGCUCAGGUCACUGCAGUGAGAAUUAAAUCUGCAAUUUUCUGAAUUAGAUCAAAGAAGGAUUGCACCACACUGCAUCAGAGAAUACAGAGUGGAUAGACACCGCAGAUAGAUCCUGACCAUCAUCCAAGGAAGAACUGCACAACUGUGGGAAGACAUUCAGUCCCUUCGCAGCAUUUCUCAAUAGUUGGGCAGUGAAAGCAUCGUCUGGAAAUCGGUCAGGUCAGGAGCUUUGACAUAUCAGAUCGGAAACUGGUCAGUGGUGUGGAGCCUUCUAUCAGAACCAGCCUUUCUGAAGGUUCGGCUGGGGAUGAUUGGUCAGGGUGAGGCUGGGAAGAAGUGUGAGUAGCUCAAGCUGUGGGGAGAGCUUCAAUCAUUCAUUGUCACUCAUGAACCACUGACUCAUUCGUACAGGAGAGAGGCUGUUCCAAUGUAAGGAGGCCUCCACAGGCUUGUAGGACCCUCAAACACACAGUGAUGAACAAAUGUUGAUGAACGAAAGUAACACAAGGACAGCUUCAUGGAAGAGAAACCAUUUAAGUGUGAGGUUUGUGAUCAAGCCUUUGCACACUCGUCAACACUUGUGAAACACCAACGGAUCCACACUGGGGAGAGGCCUUUCAGGUGUGAGGUGUGUGGCAGGGCCUUUGCCCAGUCGUCUGGUCUCAUGUAUCAUCGGCGUCUUCACACAGGGGAGAAACCAUUUACCUGUGAGGUUUGUGACAAAUCCUUCUCGCACUCGUCCCACUUUCGAAGGCACCAACGCAUGCACACUGGGGAGAAGUUGUUCAAGUGUGAGGUGUGUGACAAAGCCUUCACUAGCUCCUCGACUCUCCUGAAUCACCAGCACACCCACACAGGGGAUAAGCCCUUCAAAUGUGAGGUGUGUCACAAGAGGUUUGCACGACUAUUGACCUUGGUGAAUCACCAGCGUGUCCACACUGGAGAAAAGCCAUUCACAUGUGAGGUGUGCCACAAAUCAUUCUCACAGUUACCAAACCUCCGCACGCACCAACGCAUUCACACAGGGAAGAAGCCAUUCCGUUGUGAGGCCUGUGAGAAGACUUUCACCCGGUCCUCUGAUCUCCUGAGGCACCAGAGGAUACACACCGGGGAGAAACCCUUCAAAUGCCAUGUGUGUAACCAAGCGUUCACACAGCCAUCAACACUGCUGCAGCACCAACGCACUCACACCGGGGAGAAGCCAUUCAAGUGUGAGGUGUGCGAUAAGGGAUUUGCACAGUUAUCAGGCCUUCUGUAUCAUCGGCGCAUUCACAGGAGAUAACUAUCAAAGUGUUAGCUGUGACACCAAACUUUCUGACAUCAUGAAACACUGAGGUAUCCACAAUGAAGAAAAGAUAACAGAGUGCAAGGUGCAUUUGGGAAGGCAAUGGCCUAAUGGUAUUAUCACGAGAUUAUUAAUCCAGAGACCAAGGUAAUGCCUGGGGACUUGGAUUCGAAGACUGUCAUGGGAAAUGUGGUAUUUGAUUUCAAAAACAAAUCUGGAAUUAAGAAUCUAAAUGGUAACUCUGAAACCAGUCAAUUGUCAGAAAAACCCAUCUGGUUCACUGAGGCCCUUUAGGGAAAGAAUUCUGACCUGGUCUGGCCUCUGUGUGACUCUAGACCCACAACAGUGUGGUUGACUCUUAAAACUGCCCUCUGGGCAAUUAAAGAUGGGGAAUGUAACUAACCUAGCCAUCCAUGAAUAAAAAAAAGGUGCAUGACAAAGACUUUACAAACUCGUAAAACCACCCACGCUUUCAGAGAACUCAAACACCGUUCCAGAGAGGGAUUUACAGAAAAGCUUUUCUGAAGCUUUCAAACCUCUAGAAACAUCCAGGAUUUGCACAGGGAGGAACCGUGUCAGUGUGAUCUUUGUGCUGAGGCCAUUCAGAAGCCAUUCAAGAAUGCUGUACUGACAAAUCAGUGUGUCGCUGGUUCAUCAAUGCAUUUACAAAGUUCUAGAAUAAACCCAAGACACAGUGGUCAGACUUCCAGAAUAUCAGUGAACCCACAAGAUACACCAAACCCUUCCAGUGUGAUGUGUGCCAAGAUUGUUUCACCACCUCUUCCUCCUCUCUCAUCAAACACUGUGUCCACACAGACAUGGAGCCAGAUGACCUGGUUCCACUGCACUGAGAGUUGACUCUGCUGUUUACCGUCCACUGCUCUCAGAAAGGAGUCGUUGUUCCAAAGUACUGUCUAUUUCAACAGUGUCUGUUUCAAACCUCUCCCACCAUCUGUUUAAUUGUUUCAAGAAUAUGAAUUUAUCAUUUGACCAGGUCACAAAAAGAUAUCUAAAUGUACAGAAACUUCUGUAUAUAUUCAGCAUCCUUUCAGUGCAGCAUCAGGUACAAGUCACUUACUGACACUUACUCUGACCAAGACAAUUGGAUACUCAGUCAGGUGGUAGGUUUGCUUGCCGAGCUGGUAGAUUUGUUCUCUGACGUUUCAUCACCAU
Chiloscyllium plagiosum (whitespotted bambooshark) is the source of this 2525-nucleotide messenger RNA. Lineage: Eukaryota; Metazoa; Chordata; Chondrichthyes; Orectolobiformes; Hemiscylliidae. The record is from RefSeq and is a predicted model, not a curated record.